AUGAACAUUCAGAUGCAAAAAUCUUAACCAUCACAGCAAUCUUGCUACCUCCAAAUCAACUUAUCAUCCAGCUCUGCCCCAGCUAGCUCAUCACCUUCCACUUGCAAUGCAAACCAAUAUUACCUAUGUAUACCGGCCAUCAGCCUCUCGUUUAACUAUAGUUGCACACUUAUUUGGCAUCUUAACAAUUGUUCUUCUGCUUGUUUGGUUGCUGCAUUACCGUGGGGGUAUCGAAUACGAUUCAGAUAAUGCAGAUCGAGUUUUCAAUGUUCAUCCAUUUCUAAUGGUUGGGGGAUUUAUUUUCUUUGCUGGGGAAGCAAUAAUGGCGUUUAAGACAGUACCCUCCGCCAGGCAAGUACAGAAGUUCAUACACAUGUUUUUUCAUCUUAGUGCGUUGAUUCUGGGAGUUAUUGGAAUAUGUGCUGUUUUCAAGUACCACGAUAUGAUAAAUGCACCAGACAUGUAUAGCCUACAUUCAUGGAUUGGCUUGGGAACUUUCUGCUUGUACUGUUUGCAGUGGUUGUUUGGGUUUGUGCUGUUUCUGGUUCCAGGAGCUUCAGAGGGCGCAAAGAGUAGAAUGCUUCCAUGGCAUAUGUUCUGGGGUAGGCUAUUGCUGUUAAUGGCAAUAUGUGCAGCUCUUACUGGAUUGAUGGAGAAAUCCUCAUUCUUAAAACUUCAGCAUCAUCGCGAAAACCACUUGAUGAACUUCACCGGGCUAUCAAUCCUCCUCUUUGGCAUUUUUGUGGAUCUCUCUGCCGUUCUUGCCCAUUAUGUUUAUUGAUACGUACAUGUGUUUGUUUAUUUAUUUAUUUAUUUAUAUUUUCUUUUCUGAUCGAGCUUCAGUAUCACAUGGAGUUCUGUUCUUGUGUGAAAUUUUAAAUUGUUUAAUAGUUUUGGGCUGGAAGAGACUCGUAUAAAUGAUUAAUAUAUACAGAUUGGGAUUGAGUUUUA
Molecule: messenger RNA, 951 nt
Organism: Ziziphus jujuba (common jujube)
Lineage: Eukaryota; Viridiplantae; Streptophyta; Magnoliopsida; Rosales; Rhamnaceae
Product: probable transmembrane ascorbate ferrireductase 3
Exons: 4
Coding region: 107-781 (224 amino acids)
Molecular function (GO): oxidoreductase activity
Source: RefSeq, a predicted model, not a curated record